Molecule: messenger RNA, 300 nt
Organism: Paracoccidioides lutzii Pb01
Exons: 2
Coding region: 1-300 (99 amino acids)
Source: RefSeq, a predicted model, not a curated record
AUGGUAUUUCUACGGUCUCUAUCUCGUCAUCUAUGCAGCCCCGCCUCCUCCCUGUUCGCGGGCAGAUCUAGAGGCGCCUCUGGCAUCCCCCGCGCCGCCUCUGCUUCGCCUCAGCUUUACAAUGUGUCAUCACUGUUGCCCCGUCUUCUCCCUCUAUCUGGAGUUAGAACACUGACUGCAUCUCCUAAACUUCAGGGUAAAGUUUUGUUGGUUUUGUACGAUGGAGGUGAACACGCGAAGCAGCAGCCCGGUCUGCUCGGGACCACUGAAGAACGAGCUGGGGCCUGCGCAAGUGGCUAG